Molecule: messenger RNA, 2670 nt
Organism: Salvia miltiorrhiza (redroot sage)
Lineage: Eukaryota; Viridiplantae; Streptophyta; Magnoliopsida; Lamiales; Lamiaceae
Product: protein NSP-INTERACTING KINASE 1-like
Exons: 11
Coding region: 498-2375 (625 amino acids)
Biological process (GO): protein phosphorylation
Molecular function (GO): protein kinase activity; protein binding; ATP binding
Source: RefSeq, a predicted model, not a curated record
GUAUACUUACUCCCACAUUUACUUUUUCCAUGAAAUAAUAUGGCUACCUAGUGAACUCACUGGCCCAUGUAGAUACUUGGAUUUAUUUUGUCUGGGCAUUAUUUUUUAUUUUUUUAAUUUGUUUUUUGUCUUGAUUAACUACUCGAAAAUUUUGAAAUCUUGAAUGAAUAUCACAAAGAUUUUCUUAGACAACAAAAAUUUAGAUGAUGUGGUGGUAAUAUUUAUCCCAUCUUAGGCUAUACUUUUUUUGAAGUAAAAUAUUAUUUUCCUUGACAAGCACCUGACCCGUGACAGCAUGCUAGUUUCCUUUAUACAACACAAAAGACUGAGCAACUUUUCUUCUUGGACUGCCAGAAAAUGAAUUUGCUGCAAAGAAUUCAAGAACUCGCUUCUCCUCAUCUUGAGAUUAUUACAACCUCAGACAUUGCAAAGCCUCAUCUCCUUCACCACUUGCAGUAGAGAGUUUCUACAGCAUUCCCUUUUGUUUUGUUUUGUCAAUGGAAACGCCAAGAAAGAGUGAAGCAGCGGUUUGGGCCGUCGUGUUUCUUUGCUUUUGGAGCUCUGCAAACGGUUUGCUUUCCGCAAAAGGUGUAAACUUUGAAGUACAAGCUCUGAUGGGGAUAAAAGCUGCUUUGAGGGAUCCACAUGGGGUUCUUGAUAAUUGGGAUGGUGAUGCUGUUGAUCCAUGUAGCUGGACUAUGGUCACUUGUUCUUCACAGAAUCUUGUGAUUGGCCUAGGGAGUCCUAGUCAGAAUUUAUCUGGCACACUGUCUCCUAGCAUUGGGAACUUGACUAAUCUUCAGAUAAUAUUGUUGCAGAACAAUAACAUAACCGGACCUAUUCCAUCUGAGCUUGGGAGGCUGUUGAAGCUUCAAACACUUGAUCUUUCAAAUAAUCUGUUUAGGGGCAGCAUCCCUCCUGCUUUAGGCCACUUGAAAAUUCUUCAGUACAUGAGGCUCAACAACAACAGUCUCUUUGGAGAGAUUCCAAUGUCACUAACCAAUUUGACUCAGCUUUCUUUAGUGGACUUGUCUUACAACAACUUGAGCGGCCCUGUGCCUCGUUUCCCUUCAAAGACGUUCAAUGUCAUUGGGAACCCCUUGAUAUGUGAGAGAGGUUAUGAACCUCAAUGUGCUGGCGGCAUAGCAUUGAUGCCAAUGUCCAUGACCUUAAACACUUCACAAACUCUUACCUCUGCCAAAUCAAAAUAUCGCAAGCUUUCCCUUGCAAUUGGGACAAGUGUGGCGGCCAUCUGUCUGCUUGCUGCUGGAUUUGGGCUGUUUUUCUGGAGAAGGCAGAGGCGUAAGCAGCAAAGGUUCUUCGAUGUCAAUGAUCGUGAGCACGAGGAAGUCUCACUCGGGAACUUGAGGAGGUUUCACUUCAGGCAGCUGCAGCACGCGACGAACAACUUCAGCAGCAAAAACAUCCUAGGAAAAGGCGGCUUUGGCAACGUCUACAAGGGCUAUCUCCAAGAUGGCACGGCCGUGGCUGUGAAGAGGCUCAAAGACGGCAGCACAGCAGGCGGGGAGAGACAGUUCCAAACAGAAGUCGAGAUGAUCAGCCUUGCUGUUCAUCGCAACCUCCUCAGAUUGUAUGGUUUUUGCAUGACAGAAACCGAGAAGCUCUUGGUCUACCCCUACAUGUCCAACGGCAGCGUUGCUUCUCGUCUCAAAGCCAAACCAGUCCUAGACUGGAGCACGAGGAAGCGGAUCGCCCUAGGAGCUGCGAGGGGGCUGCUGUACCUCCACGAGCAAUGUGACCCGAAGAUAAUCCACAGAGACGUCAAGGCUGCAAACAUACUCCUUGAUGACUACUGCGAGGCAGUGGUGGGUGAUUUCGGGUUGGCAAAGCUCCUAGACCAUCAGGACUCACACGUCACGACUGCUGUGCGUGGCACAGUCGGCCACAUAGCCCCCGAGUACCUCUCCACGGGCCAGUCCUCCGAGAAGACCGACGUCUUUGGAUUUGGGAUCCUUCUCCUUGAACUCAUCACUGGGCAGAGAGCACUGCAGUUUGGCAAAUCAGCUAAUCAGAAGGGAGCAGUUCUUGAUUGGGUGAAGAAUCUUCACCAAGACAAGAAGCUAGAGGAUCUAGUAGACAAAGAUCUCAAGAACAACUACGACAGAAUCGAGCUAGAGGAGAUAGUGAAGGUGGCAUUGCUGUGCACACAAUAUCUUCCCGGGCUGAGGCCGAAGAUGUCGGAGGUUGUUCGUAUGCUUGAAGGCGAUGGGCUUGCAGAGAGAUGGGAGGCAUCUCAGAGAGUGGACUCACACAAGUUCAAGACACAGGAGCUCUCCUCGUCGGAGCGAUAUUCCGACCUCACCGAUGAUUCCUCGUUGCUUGCACAGGCCAUAGAGCUCUCUGGUCCGAGAUGAGAAGCAACUGCUUGUGAUUCUGAUCAUCACAUAAUCAGACUUCUCAAAGGGGAACUUCAUACAGAGUUAUAAAUUUGAAAAAGCCCAUUUUUCUUCAUGUUUGGAAAUAGCAUACCAAAAAUGGUUUGAUCUUUCAUCAUUACUGUAUAUAGUGUUGGUGUUCUUUGUUAGAGGAUAGCUGAUUGUUUCUCUUAUGCUUGAGUGAUUUUGUAAGUUAGAGUGUUUGAUUUUUUUUUUCUUUUACUUUUUUGUUAUAUUUGUGGAAGUAAUAUAUAAACCAUUAGUGGUUUGAUUA